AUGGCAGGCCUCCUUAUUGCUCUCAUCCUCAUCGCGACUGGGGCUAAGUCUGCUCCCACGAGCAAGAGAUCAACUCACAUCUACGGGAACUGCCAGCAACUUGACAUUCCGAUAACCGCGUCCGCCCCGAGCGCAAUCUACGAUCUGCCGGUGGUGGAUGACAACCUAUCGGCGACUGCCUGGGCUGUACAGCAGGACACGUGGAGCACUCCCGACGGCUCUGCGGCUAUCAAAGUCAACACCACGACAAUGGGCACUUGGAACAUCCAUGCGCAGCUGUGCUAUCCAACCGUCGCAAAUAAUAAGGUCGAUGUGCUGCAAAUCGCGACACAUGGAGCAUACUACGACUCGCGUUAUUGGGACCCUGAGCUUGAUCCGGAGAAUCAAUCUUAUGUCGAAGCAGCUCUCAAGGCUGGAUACUCCAUCCUCACAUACGAUCGCCUGGGGGCGGGGCAAUCGGACCAUCCAGACGCUUACACCAUUGUGCAAGCACCUCUCGAGCUCGAAAUCCUCAGACAGCUCACCGUCAUGGCGCGAAACGGGACUUUGUCAGCCUUCUGUCAGCACCGGGUCCCUGACAAGGUAGUGCACGUUGGACACAGCUUUGGCUCGGUCAUGACCUCUGCAUUCAUUGGCACGUAUCCUGAAUUGAGCGACGGCGCGGUCAUCACCGGAUACGUACUCAACAAGUACUUUGGCAGCAUUGGUUGGACCAGUUGGGACGUGCAGUUUGCUAACGAGUCCGACAUUCCGUUCAGUCGGCCCAGUGGCUACGUGGUGGAUUCGAAGUCCGGCAUACAGAAUGUCUUCUUCGGAGGCAAUUUGACGACUGCUUUCACGCGGCAGCAAUUCGAUUACGGCAAUUCGAUCAAGCAACCAGUGCCCAUAGGCGAGUUGGCGUCUUCGUACCAGCUUGUAUAUGUCACCGGUCCUCGUUUUGAAGGCCCUAUCCAGUACUUCCUACCGGAAUUCGACUUCUUCAUCUGCGGCGGAGACUGCAAAGGGGUGUCCAAUCUCACACUGCUCCAUGGAAUCUAUCCGAAUGCCUCUACCAUCGAAGUCGCCAUUCAGCCGAACACCGGACACGGGCUGACACUGCACAACAAUGCCACUGCAGGCUAUGAGGUGUCUUUCGACUUCCUUAACAGACAUGGCCUUGGUACUGGAGCUUGA
This is a messenger RNA of Baudoinia panamericana UAMH 10762, 1173 nucleotides long. RefSeq lists its product as uncharacterized. The transcript has a single exon. The record is from RefSeq and is a predicted model, not a curated record. Lineage: Eukaryota; Fungi; Ascomycota; Dothideomycetes; Mycosphaerellales; Teratosphaeriaceae. Bases 1 to 1173 code for a protein of 390 amino acids.